AUGGACGUCGUGGCGACUCCAGCAGGCGAGGAGAGGGUUCCAAAUGCCUCCAUCGCCGAUGCUAUCGAUGUUGCCGGCGAGGUGAUCGUUGGCGCCAGUGAAGCCGAGCCUGCAGCCGAGCUCAUAGAAGACGCGUCGCAUUUGCCAGAAGAUAGUGAUGAAGAAGAAUCUGGUGACGAAUGGGAGACUACUUCUCUUUAUGAAGAUGCGCUACAGUUCGUUGGCGACGAGCAGCUGCGCGAUGGUGUCCCCGGAGCAUGCACGCUUCAAGAGGCGGUCACAUAUCGUAGACGGAUUCAUGCGAUAGGACAAGCUGCAUUUCUUGCAGAGACACUUGGCCGAGGCACCAUCAGUGCGAAGAAGCUGUGUACUGCCUUUGGAAUCAUGCCUCCGCCGUUUCUUGAAGGCGCCCCGGAUAAGGCAUAUCACCCACUUUUGUUCAUGGGCAUGUCCCGAGAGAGCUCAAAGCGUCUGAAGUUACCAGAAUACAAUACCAUUGAUGAUGUUGUUCAGCUAAUGAAGAAGGCUAAGAAUAUUAUUGUCAUUACCGGCGCAGGAAUAUCUACAAGUCUCGGAAUUCCCGAUUUCCGGUCAAAGGAUAUUGGUCUCUAUUCAAAACUAGAACACCUUGGUCUGAGUGACCCUCAGGAGGUUUUCGAUAUUGAGGUUUUCCGUGAAGAUCCCAGUAUAUUUUACUCCAUUGCUAAGGACAUUCUGCCAACCGAGAAGAGGUUCUCUCCUACUCAUGCUUUCAUACGCCUGCUACAGGACAAAGGAAAGCUGCUCACAAACUUUACCCAAAAUAUUGAUAAUAUAGAGGGCGCUGCUGGGAUAUUGCCUGAGAAAAUGAUCCAGUGCCAUGGAUCCUUUGCCACUGCCUCUUGCAUGGAUUGUAAACAUCAAGUUCCAGGCGACCAGCUCUUUGACACUAUCCGACGGGGCGAAAUCCCCAAAUGCGUGCCCUGUGAGGAAAAAUCGCAGGCCAGACCUCGAGGUUUAAAACGUAAGCGUAGCUCCAAUGGCAAGAUGCGUCGGUCUCGGUCUCGCUCCGGCUAUGACGACGAUUCGGACGGCGGAGGUUAUUCUACUCCCACAACAGGGGUGAUGAAGCCCGAUAUUACAUUUUUCGGGGAAGACCUCCCUGAUAUAUUCAAGAAGCGGCUAUUAGAACAUGAUAGAGAACGCGCUGAUCUCGUCAUCGUCAUUGGAACAUCGCUCAAAGUCGCACCGGUGGCCGAGGUUCCUGGCGUCCUCCCUUCCAAGGUGCCACAAGUGUAUAUCUCGCGCACUCCUGUCUCCCAUAUCGAAUUUGACGUUGACAUGCUAGGAGACUGCGAUGUUGUCGUUUCCGAGCUCUGUCGCCGAGCAGGCUGGGAUUUGCAACACGAAAUGAUUCCUAGCGGUCAACAGAUCCAUGUUGAGCAAGCAGAAGGGUUCGAGUCGAGGUAUACAUUUACAGCGACUGGUGUAUAG
Molecule: messenger RNA, 1473 nt
Organism: Arthroderma uncinatum
Lineage: Eukaryota; Fungi; Ascomycota; Eurotiomycetes; Onygenales; Arthrodermataceae
Product: chromatin regulatory protein sir2
Exons: 5
Coding region: 1-1473 (490 amino acids)
Molecular function (GO): NAD+ binding
Source: RefSeq, a predicted model, not a curated record